AAACGAUAUGGAGGUGGAAUUACAGCCAGAGGUGGAAUUGAAGCCUGAUGUGGAAAUGCAACCCAAAUUAGAAGCAGCUCCAGGUUCUAGUCCUGAAUUGGUUGAUGAGAAUAAGAGCUCGGAGGAACUGAAGCUGGAAGCUAAUGGGGAGGUGAAGAUAGAGAAGGUGCACCGUUUAAACGCUAAGAUUAAGGCAGAGGGCACCAGGAAUGGUGAUAUGUUGAGUGCAACAGCAGGUUGGAUGAAGAUAUGUGGGGAGGGGGAGAAUGCAGGAGGCGAGGGAGAGGUGUCUGUUAAUGGUAACACCGAUGUAGAUGAAAGCUCGGAGUUUGAGCUGAAGGAUGGAGCACUGCCGUUCUAUGUGCUGGAUGCAUAUGAGGAGCCCUUCGGUAUUAAUUCAGGCACAGUUUAUUUGUUUGGAAAGGUUGUAAUAGGCAAGCGGUUCCAUAGUUGUUGUGUUGUUGUAAAAAAUAUGCAAAGGUGCAUAUAUGCAAUCCCAAGCAGUUCAGUAUUCCCAAGGGACACAAUAUCAAGGAUAGAGAAGAACUCCACAAGUUCUGAUGCUUCGCCAUCACUUCGAGCAACUUUACAUGAGUUGUCAUCUGGACUAAAGAUUGAAGUAGCUGAGAAGUUGUCUGACCUCAAUGUUUCAAAUUUUGUGAUGACUCCAGUCAAGAGGAACUAUGCAUUUGAGAGGACCGAUGUACCAAUCGGUGAGCAGUAUGUCCUGAAAAUCAAUUACCCAUAUAAGGAUCCUGCGGUACCAGCCGACCUCAGAGGUGAACAUUUCCAUGCGUUACUUGGGACAAACAAUAGUGCACUUGAACUGUUUCUCAUCAAAAGAAAGAUCAAGGGUCCUUCAUGGCUAUCGAUUUCUAAAUUUGUGGCAUGUCCAUCUACUCAGCGGGUCAGCUGGUGUAAAUUUGAAGUUACAGUCGACUCCCCAAAAGACAUUUCUGUUUUGAUGACAAGUACCACACUGGAAGUCCCCCCAGUUGUAGUUGCGGCUGUUAAUCUUAAAACUAUCAUAAAUGAGAAACACAACGUGCAUGAGAUUGUGUCAGCAUCAGUCAUAUGCUGUCACCAAGUAAAAAUUGAUACUCCAAUGCGUUCUGAAGAUUGGCAGAAACGGGGAACGAUCAGCCAUUUUACUGUUAUGCGCAAGCUUGAAGGCAGCAUAUUUCCUAUAGGCCUCACCAAAGAAGCUUCUGAUAGGAACCAGAAGGCUGGUAGCAAUGUGCUGGCACUAGAGAGCAGUGAACGUGCUUUGUUAAAUCGCUUGAUGAUUGAGCUUAGUAAACUUGAUUGUGAUGUACUUGUGGGGCACAACAUUUCGGGAUUCGACCUGGAUGUCCUUCUGCACCGUGCUCAGACCUGCAAAGUACCAAGCAGCAUGUGGUCCAAAAUUGGUCGCCUUAGAAGAUCAGUAAUGCCCAGGCUUACCAAAGGAAACACACUAUAUGGUUCUGGGGCAAGUCCAGGAAUUAUGUCCUGUAUUGCUGGCCGUCUCCUCUGUGAUACCUACUUAUGCUCUCGUGAUCUUCUGCGGGAGGUGAGUUAUUCUCUGACACAACUUGCAGAGACUCAAUUGAAAAAAGACAGAAGAGAGGUUUCGCCACAUGAUAUACCUCCAAUGUUCCAAUCAUCGGGAACACUUCUAAAGCUGGUUGAGUACGGUGAGACUGAUGCAUGGCUUUCUUUGGAGCUCAUGUUCCACUUGAGUGUUCUCCCGCUCACACGCCAACUGACAAAUAUUAGUGGUAAUCUGUGGGGAAAAACUCUCCAGGGUGCUAGAGCUCAGAGGGUAGAAUAUCUACUGUUGCAUUCAUUCCAUGCAAAAAAAUUCAUUAUACCAGAUAAGUUUGCUGCACGCAAUAAGGAGCUGAACUCUGCAAAACGAAAGCUUAAUGCUGAUACCGAAGGUGGAAAUGCUGCUGAUGGUGCUGCUGAUCCUUCCAUUGAUGAUGAGGUGCAUAAUGGUGAUCAAGGUAAAGCAAGAAAAGGCCCUUCAUAUGCUGGUGGUUUGGUUUUGGAGCCUAAAAAAGGUCUAUACGACAAGUAUAUUCUACUUCUGGACUUCAACAGUCUUUAUCCUUCAAUAAUUCAGGAAUUCAAUAUCUGCUUCACCACUGUUGAGCGUUCUUCUGAUGGCAAUCUCCCUAACCUGCCAAAUUCAAAGGCUACUGGUGUUUUACCUGAGAGCUUGGUGGAGAGGAGAAGAAUGGUUAAAUCAUGGCUCAGGACUUUAUUGGCCGACAGCCCGGGCAGAUGCUCAGGACUUUAUUGGCCGACAGCCCGGGCAGAUGCUCAGGACUUAGUCCAACGAUGCGUCGGUUGCCAGCUCUUUGCUAAUCAGAGCCACAUGCCACCCACCGCCCUCAAAACUAUACCCAUCACCUGGUCGUUCGCGCUCUGGGGGCUUGAAAUGGUUGGACCCCUUAAAGGGGGAACCCACAAGCACAAAUACUUAUUGGUCAUGAUGGACAAAUUCAUCAAAUGGAUCGAAGCCAAGCCGGUUAAAACG
Triticum dicoccoides is the source of this 2524-nucleotide messenger RNA. Its product is annotated as DNA polymerase alpha catalytic subunit-like. The record is from RefSeq and is a predicted model, not a curated record. The transcript is spliced from 15 exons. Gene Ontology annotation, cellular component: alpha DNA polymerase:primase complex. NCBI's taxonomy places the organism in Eukaryota, Viridiplantae, Streptophyta, Magnoliopsida, Poales, Poaceae. Gene Ontology annotation, biological process: mitotic DNA replication initiation; leading strand elongation; lagging strand elongation. The annotation marks the transcript as partial. Gene Ontology annotation, molecular function: DNA-directed DNA polymerase activity; chromatin binding; DNA replication origin binding.